CCGGGCUGCAGUCCAACCGGGGUGUCCCCCACAUGAGCAAGCCCUGCCGCAGGGUGGACACCCCAGGGUGCGUGGGGUGGUGGCGGCUCGGCUCUGCCAGCAGGAUCGAGCCUCCCCCGGCAAGAUGGGAGACCCCUUUGGCCACUGGAGCAACCCCCCGUCCCGGAGCGAAUAUGACGACAGCUCCCCGCUCCGACGCUCCAACAGCUUCGCCCGCCCCAGCGGGAAAAACAUCUACAACCAGCGCAAGGACUACGGCCAGACCCUGCUCAAGCCACAAAGUGAUUUCCAGCACCAUGUCGAGCACCUGCUCACGGUGCGCCUGGAGAGGGACAUCCGUGGCACGGAUGACUGCCUGGCGCGCCUGAAGGUGCUGGAGGCCCAGGGACGAGUCUGGGGGCAGGAUCUCAUCCUGCAAGUCAAGGACCAGGAAUUGGUGCUGAGGGAUGUGGAAAGCAAGGAGGAGCUGGAGGCUUACCCGCUGGGCAGCGUGCAGGGGUGCUCGGCUGCGCUGGACGUCUGUGGCUACGACUCGGUGCUGGCCAUCAGCGUGCAGGAGCGAAGUCCCCCGGGAACCAGCGUCCUGCUCUUCCAGUGCGAGCGUCUGGGGGCAGAGACGCUGAAGAGCAGCCUGGAGAAGCUGAUGAAGCAGUGGAAGGAGGAGCAGAGGAGUCAGUACGGGCACAGGAGCAGCCUGGACAUGCCACCGCGCCAGGCCCCCCCGUACGCUCAGGGUCCCUACACAGCCCCAGAGCGGUGGGCAGAGACCCCCAAGCCCAACAUCCGCGCGCCCCCCCAGCGUGAGCUGCCCUCAGACUAUGCAGGCUUGCUGGACACCCAGCAGAUGCCGUGGACCAACCCCCUGGGCCAGGUCAUGUCCAACGUGGACCGAGAUGUUGAGGUCCUCAACCACGUGCUGAACGACUUGGACCUCUUCGUGGUGCAGCUGAAGACGGCCCUGGGCUUGGCCAGCAACACCAAGCAGAAGAAGAAGAAGAAGAAGAACAAAGGCGCUCUACCCUCCACGGAUGACUUCGUGGACUUUUUCCAGAAGGUGAAAUAUGCCCUCAACCUCAUGGGAAGGACCCACCGGCACGUGCAGGAGCCAGACCCCGCCGAGCUGCUGCGUCUCAUCUUCACGGCCCUCUCCUUCGUCCUGGACCACUGCCCCAACGCCAGCCUGGCCCCGGCGGUGGAGGUGCCGCUGCUGGUGCCGGAGGUGGUGGAGCUGCUGGAGCAGACCCUGCACCAGGAUGACUACAGCACCUGGAAGAGCCUGGGCAUUGCCUGGAACAGCACCAGGGCAGAGUACCCCAACGGCGAGCUGGUGCCCCGCUACAUCCCCGUCUUCUCGGACGGGUGGCUGCCCCCUCCGGUGGAGCAGUCACCAGCCACCGGCCAGAGGGACAACGGCGGCCAAGAGCCCCCCCGCCCCGCCCAGGGGCUGGCACGAUCCCUGUACGAGUUCCAGGGCAGGAACCCGCAGGAGCUGAGCGUCAGGAUGGGGGACACGCUGCAGAUCCUGGACCAGCGGAAGAAGUGGUGGCUGGUGCAGGACGGCCAGGGGAAGAAGGGCUACAUCCCCAGCAACAUCCUGGAGCCCCUGGGGCAGUGGCAGGGCCCCAGCCAGGUGGGUGUCCCCACUCCCACCCCCUCCCGCCACCAGGAGAGGGUGGCAGGGGGCCACCCUGCUGUCCUCUCCCCUUGUCCCCCGUUCCAGGACAGCCCCCCCAACCUGCACCCCGACUCCUCGCCGGCAGAGGUGACAGCCUGGCUGAAGGACAAGGGCUUCUCGAGGAUCACGGUGCGGUGCCUGGGGGUGCUGGGGGGGCACCAGCUGCUGCAGAUGAGUCCGGCCGAGCUUCGAGCCGUCUGCCCCGAGGAAUGGCGGCGAGUCCUCUUCAAGCUCUCUGCCGUCAGGACGUCCCUGGGGAUGGGCCCCAGGGACUGAGCCACCGGUGUCCCCACACUGUCCCCACCCCACGCUUCCCAGGAUGGAGCACUGCAGGACCCAGGGGGGCUCGGGGGGGACAAGACUCCCACACCCCCCGCCCCGCCAGGCCCCCCCAAGACAGAGAGUCACUGCUUGGUGGUUAGGGGACACAUCCCCCCCAAAGCCACAAGGCUGCUGGGACCCCCCCGCCGCACCAGAGGGCUCUUGGGGAUCCCUGCCCCCGGGAGAUGCGCUGCCAGACCCCCAGUGGUGAGGUGGGGGGCAGGCAGCCCCCCCGGGGGGGUCCGGCACCGUGAAUCGUGUGUGCGCCCCACAAAAUGUAAAGCGACUGCUGUGGCAAAUAAAGAGUGA
Grus americana (Whooping crane) is the source of this 2305-nucleotide messenger RNA. RefSeq names its product EPS8 like 3 (gene EPS8L3). Gene Ontology annotation, cellular component: vesicle; plasma membrane; ruffle membrane. Lineage: Eukaryota; Metazoa; Chordata; Aves; Gruiformes; Gruidae. Bases 125 to 1951 code for a protein of 608 amino acids. The record is from RefSeq and is a predicted model, not a curated record. The transcript has 19 exons. Gene Ontology annotation, molecular function: actin binding. Gene Ontology annotation, biological process: regulation of Rho protein signal transduction; positive regulation of ruffle assembly; Rho protein signal transduction.